Messenger RNA from Xiphophorus maculatus (southern platyfish), 2131 nucleotides. RefSeq names its product heat shock protein beta-7-like. The transcript has 2 exons. The coding region runs from base 779 to 1006 and encodes 75 amino acids. NCBI's taxonomy places the organism in Eukaryota, Metazoa, Chordata, Actinopteri, Cyprinodontiformes, Poeciliidae. The record is from RefSeq and is a predicted model, not a curated record.
GAGGAAGCCUGUUUUAUCUUUUCGUUUUCUUUUUUUGUAUUUCUUUUGCUGCUUUUGAUUUAUACAAAUGAUUAAUAUGAGUUGGGGUCUCAAAGCGAUUGUCAAGUUGUUUUUUUCUUCAGAAGUGUCGUAACACAAAGAAUGCAACAGUCAUGGUCCUGAAUAUGUCAUGGUUAUCUCUUGAAGCUCUUACUCUAGUUGCAUUCCGCACCAGAGGAUUGUGCUCGCUCUUGUUGGCACUACACUUUUUCUUCCACUCAACUUUCCAUUAAUGUAUUUGAAAUAUACCUCUCUGUUUAAAUAUUUAUUAUUUAAUUUACCUUUUAUUUAUACUGGUUGUCCGAUUGCGGUUUUCGGCUUCAGUGACACCAAAACAACUCUUGUACCGUAAAACACCGUGUAUGGAUUAGACUUUAUUCUGUAGUUUAAACGCGUAUUUCCAUAUGUGUGCUAACUACACUUUCUCUCCCACUCAACUUUCCAUUAAUGUAUUUGGAUACAGCACAAUACGAAGAACCAGUGCGUGUGUGUGUGUGUUUGUGUGUGCGCGUGGGCGUGUAGGUAUGCGUGUGCGUGAAGAGGGUUUGCGCUUUUACGGUUGCGGUGCAUGGGUGAGCAUCGAGGGGCUGGGAUUCUGCAGCCUAAGCAUCGCGAUGCUGCGAGACGCUGUUAGGGGAGCACGCUAGUGAGAAGCAUACACACUGAGGAGCUGCUGACACCAUGGAUGGAUGCACUGUUUAAACGGCUGUUAGGCUCGUGAAAGGCGCAUCCAGACACCAUGGUUCUGACCGCGCUGACCCAGUUUAGCUUCAAGGUUCUGGAUGAUGUGAGCAUCAGUAACACCUUCACCCAUAAAUCCCUGUUCCCAGAGGACAUGGAUCCCCUGUCAGUCAGAGGGACCCUGAGCCCUGAAGGGACCCUGUGGGUGACCGUACGACGGACCACAGAGGCGAGUGGACCAGAGCCACUGGGAGGCCCUACCUACAGCAGCGAGGCUCACCUUUGACCUUUGUGUCCUCUCGAUGACAAACGUAGCUUUCAUUUAGAUGAGUACUGAUUCCAGUGAGUGGAGGUGAUUUUAGUAGCACUGGCCUUUUUGUUCAUUCUUGUCCUUAAACAUUAUUACAUACUUGAUGUUACUGUCCACAAUUGAUUCUUGGGUUUCUUUUCAAUUGAAAUAAAACCUGAAAACACACACUUUAUUAUAUUGUAAACUUGUAACAGCUUAGUUACAUAUCAAUUCCUCACAGCAGCAAGAACUUUUAUUUAACACUUACCUGAAGCAGACUUUGCCAGCAUGGACAGAUGGUGUUACGACUGCUUCAAACAUCCUAAAUCACAUAAAGUGUCAUUUACAGGAUUCCUUCCUCUAUGUCUUCAGAUCUCUCACUUUCAGCUCAGUUACACAGUGGUCAGACCUGCUAUAAACAUCCCAACACUCAGAGGGUUUUAGAUUAAAGGUACAACAGAGACUUUAAAAACUGUAAAAAAUAUUCUCCACACUCACAUCGAUGACAAACAGGCAGAACCUUGUACUUGAUUUUAACAGUUAACAGGAAUUUAGCUCAACAAAACCUUGUCUGUGGGAAGGAACCAUGGGAAACAAAUCAAUACAGCAAAACAAACAGAAUCUGAAUAUUCCUUUCAAACUAGCAGGUUUUCUUUUGUUCAUACCAGCUACUUACUGAUGUUAUCUGUGAUCUCUGCAGGUCAGUUAGACAGUCAUGAUUUUCAUAACAGAUUUUCAGGAGGAUUAUUGAAGUAUUCCUGUGGUGGAACUCCCAAACUUGGGCACCAUAGCGAAAAGAAAAGUUUAAUCCUUUCUAGGAUUAUUUGACAUCUUCAUACUCUGGGGUCUAGCAACACUAUUAUUUUAGUUCUGAUUUGUUCUUUUUGUAGACUUUUUUUCAUGGGCAAUGAUAUUUCUGAAUCCAUCUCUGCCUGACUUUCUAAAUAUACAGCCACACAGAUUUUUUCAAGAGGAGCAACAAGAGCAAAUGAGGCAGAUUAGCAGUGCUUACCAACAACUGAAGGUCUCACCAGGACUUGUUACUGUGAAACAUUGUUGCUACUGCCCUGAGAUGGAGCAUUUCAUGACAGUCAUAAACUUGUCUUACUGCAACAAUCUCCA